This is a messenger RNA of Staurois parvus, 342 nucleotides long. The record is from the annotation of a GenBank genome assembly. NCBI's taxonomy places the organism in Eukaryota, Metazoa, Chordata, Amphibia, Anura, Ranidae.
UCAGCGUGUCCCAGAUGAUGAUUAUUUGCCAGCACCCGGUGAUCGCCGAGUAUCUCCGAUGGGGAAGAGACCUCUCUUGCACACUGCUUUGUAUGGUUGUGCAGAGCAGAGCCAUACAAAGCAGAUUGCUUACAGUUAAGCACACACACAGCCCCCAUAGUGAAACAGCACACAGUUAACCCUGUGAUCGCCCCAGAUGUUAACCUCUUCAUGCCCAGUGCCAUUAGUACAGUGUCAGUGCUUUUUAUUAGCACUAAUCACUGUAUUUGUGUCACUGGGGAUGCCAGUGACACUAAGUCAGUUCCCUCCAGUGUCAGAAUGCCCACCGCAGUCCCGCUAUAA